Messenger RNA from Equus quagga, 1588 nucleotides. RefSeq names its product cytoplasmic FMR1-interacting protein 1-like. Gene Ontology annotation, biological process: lamellipodium assembly; modification of synaptic structure; cell morphogenesis. Gene Ontology annotation, molecular function: RNA 7-methylguanosine cap binding; small GTPase binding. The record is from RefSeq and is a predicted model, not a curated record. NCBI's taxonomy places the organism in Eukaryota, Metazoa, Chordata, Mammalia, Perissodactyla, Equidae. The transcript is spliced from 13 exons. Gene Ontology annotation, cellular component: synapse; SCAR complex; neuron projection. The annotation marks the transcript as partial.
UGAUGAAGACACCCUGACAAUUGCUUGGCCUCCCCUGUGUGGGGCUUUCCCAUAGUUGGGAGGCAGGUUGGAGAGCAAAGGUGUUCCCUUGGAGAGCUACCCCUCCCCUCUCCUUGCAGAGUUGCAUGCAGUCCUACACCCUAGAUCGCUGCUGGGGAAGGAGAGGAGAUCCCCUUACCUCCUUCCGCUUCCUUCUGGGGGUCCAGCACCUCCACCUUCAGAGGCCAGGAUGGCGGCCCAGGUGACACUGGAGGAUGCGCUGUCCAACGUGGAUCUCCUAGAAGAGCUGCCUCUGCCUGACCAGCAGCCCUGUAUUGAGCCCCCACCAUCCUCACUGCUAUACCACCCAAAUUUCAACACUAACUUUGAAGACAGAAAUGCAUUUGUCACUGGCAUUGCAAGAUACAUCGAACAGGCGACUGUCCAUUCUAGCAUGAAUGAGAUGCUGGAGGAAGGCCAAGAGUAUGCUGUCAUGCUGUACAUCUGGAGGAGCUGCUCUCGGGCCAUCCCACAGGUGAAAUGUAAUGAGCAGCCUAACAGAGUGGAAAUUUGUGAGAAAACUGUGGAGGUCCUCGAGCCUGAGGUCACAAAACUGAUGAAUUUUAUGUACUUCCAGAGAAAUGCCAUUGAGCGUUUCUGUGGGGAGGUGAGGCGCCUGUGCCACACGGAGAGGAGGAAGGACUUUGUGUCUGAGGCCUACCUAAUCACACUGGGCAAGUUCAUCAACAUGUUUGCUGUGCUGGAUGAGCUGAAGAACAUGAAGUGCAGUGUGAAGAACGACCACUCAGCAUACAAGAGGGCUGCUCAGUUUUUGCGGAAAAUGGCGGACCCACAGUCCAUCCAGGAAUCUCAGAAUCUGUCCAUGUUCCUGGCCAACCACAACAAGAUCACACAAUCUCUGCAGCAACAGCUCGAAGUGAUUUCUGGCUAUGAAGAGCUCCUCGCUGACAUCGUGAAUCUGUGUGUGGAUUACUAUGAGAACAGGAUGUACUUGACACCCAGUGAAAAACACAUGCUUCUCAAAGUCAUGGGGUUUGGUCUGUACUUGAUAGAUGGGAGUGUCAGCAACAUCUAUAAACUAGAUGCCAAGAAAAGGAUAAACUUAUCCAAGAUGGACAAGUACUUCAAGCAGCUCCAGGUGGUUCCACUGUUUGGGGACAUGCAAAUAGAACUGGCAAGAUACAUCAAGACCAGCACGCACUAUGAGGAAAAUAAAUCUCGAUGGACGUGCACAUCUUCCAGUAGCAGCCCGCAGUACAGCAUCUGUGAGCAGAUGAUCCAGAUCCGGGAGGACCACAUGCGCUUCAUCUCAGAGCUGGCACGCUAUAGCAACAGUGAGGUUGUCACAGGGUCUGGCCGCCAGGAGGCUCAGAAGACAGAUGCUGAGUACCGGAAGCUCUUCGACUUGGCACUGCAGGGCCUGCAGUUGCUGUCUCAGUGGAGCGCCCAUGUGAUGGAAGUGUAUUCAUGGAAACUUGUGCACCCGACGGACAAGUACUCCAACAAGGACUGCCCUGACAACGCUGAGGAGUAUGAGCGCGCCACCCGCUACAACUACACCAGCGAGGAGAAGUUCGCCCUCGUGGAG